AUGAAUCAGAUUCGCCUCAAUAGUCACGAUUUGGCGCCUGUAUUAUAUUUCCUCAUUCAUGUGGACGAGCUUUCAGUUUCAGCUGCUGUUCUGAAUAAGCCUAAUGUGUCACCGUCCCUCCUCAUGGAGAAUCUCGGCAAGAAGCACAAGGUUCCGGAAAAGGCACAUCAUCUGCGCUCUAUCUUUAUCCACUUGCUUCGGGACCUUGCAGCCUCAGAUUUUCUUUUUCUUCUUGUGCGGUUGUUGCCUUACAAACUGGGAGCAUACACGGAGGGCAACAUGGAGCUCGAGACAGUUAGCCUGGUACUUAGAAAAGUAGUGGCGCUAAAAUCAUGGAUCAAGUUUACGGUUUUUUCUGAACGUGCUGGCGAUGACUGUCUUGAAAAGUUGCUGUACUCCGAAACUCCGUGUGAAACUUGGACGACCCUGCAAAGAGUCUAUCGGAGCUUAAAACAGGAAGAAAGAGUAGUUCAACGCUUGGAAGUUGAGUAUAUCGAACCAGAUGCUGCGCUGGUGUGUGGUAAAGUGUUCAACCGCACUUAUAUCAGGAGCUUCUACAAUGACGCUAAAGACAAAUUUGAUGAGCAUUUGGCAGCAAUCAACAAAGUGUAUCGCAUGCCGGGCGUUGAAGAAGUUGGCAAGAUCCUAUUGGAAGGGGGAAGGGCCCCAUCUGGAGAAGACCUACAAAACCCGCAUUUCUCGUUCACGCAACUGUUUCCUAUGGAUUUGAAGGAUCAAAUAUCUCCAAUCAAAAGACGAGAUUCUGUUGAAGAAAUUGAGAGGAUUGAUGUCCUCGAUGCUAUUCAAAAGAUUACCGUGCAUCUCGUGUGGAUGAUAUGGUUUGCCAUUGCAACUCCGUAUCGUUUUCCUGAGCUUAAUAUUCUGGCGUUUGCGGGAAAAAGGAGGAACGUGUUUGUUGACCCUCAAAAGCGUUGUCUGCAGCUGUACACAUCAUACUGCAAAAAACCAAAAGGUGAUAAGCUUGGUAAAGUGGUUGGAUAGGAAGACAUCGCGGUAUCUGUUGUAUUUUAUCAUGGUGCUGAGGCCGUUACAGAAGUACCUCCUGGGUACGGAUUAUGACAGAAUGGAACCGCCACGGAGCGACACCAAAGUUGACCUGGAAAGUGAGUGGUGCUACAUAGAGGGUAGCGGCAAGAUGGAUAGGAAAGUGCUCUCUCAGAUGGUUCUUUCCCAAUACCUGUUUCUGGACGUGGAGGCCGGCAGAAUGAUUAGUCGCGACCGGUUUUCCUACUGGGUCAGCCAAUUCCCCAAGACGUUUUACGACAGGCUUAGUUUUAGGGAAUUACGGCAGGGAAUGAUUGGGUUGGUGCGUAAAUAUGUGGAUGACGGCCAAGCAAUGAAAGGAGCGUUGUGGGAGGCCGUCCGCGAGCUUUCUGCCGGCCAUUCAAUGCAAACGGGACUGCAGGUAUAUGGAGUGGAUAAGUUUUCCUUUGAAGGAGUUUCUGCGUCCACGGCUCAUGGCAUGCAGCGAGUGUUAAGCGAGCAAUACAUCAAAUGGGCCGAUUUAGCCGAAGAGGGCAGCGGUGGAGCUGAAGCGGCGCAGCUCGUAGAAAAGAGGCCAUUUGUCCCGCAGUUUCGUAGGAUCACAGACCUCAGCCUCGCCGGUCAGGAGCUCUACGGAGAAGCGUUCCAAUUCAGGAGUGCUGAGCAGCUGGAGGCUGCUUCUUCCGUAUACCUUUCCGAUGAACGUGUGCUCGCGAUCCAGGCCCCCACUGGAUAUGGCAAGACUCUUCUCUUUGAGCUGCCUCUAGUGUGUUUCUCCGUGAAAAAAGUGGCUGUGGUCUCAUUUGUGUUUGUGCCGUACAUCGCACUGCUUGCUGGCACGGCUUCGAGGCUAAAGAAGAAGCUGCAUGUGGGUAAUGUGGCAUCGCUAUUGAUGGAGCGUCCGUACGGUGAGCACACCUUUGCCGAUGUGUAUGUGGGCACAUUUGAUGAUCUGUGCAAAUCCGAAUUCAAGGAUUUGGUGAACCACUGGGAGCAACGCAUACGCAGUGCGUCUCUGGGCCUCCUUGUAGUGGACGAGUUCCACAACCUGAGCGAUGAGAUGAGUUUCCGUGGAAAGCAAUUUGCUCGAUUGAAAGAGGUUGACUACCAACAGUUUUGGAAGGUGGUGUUGCUGACAGCGACUGGGGCCAAUGGGUCUGCUGCGUCGUCUGUCAAAAUUCUUGGGCUAAACAAGACACUCAGGGAGAAGGAUGCGUUAGAGAAGGAGCACAACGACUCAAUUCGGCUUUCGAACUACAUCAAACAGCCACCGUUGGGUCAUGUGUUCAAGCACCGUGAAACCCUCCAGGACGAUGGCGUGAGCCAGGUGCUGAUCUAUUUGCGAAGGAUGUUCAAAUUCGACCCCAAUGCCAAAGCAGCAGUGGUUCUAGGGCAGCGAGAUGCGGUGGAACCCUUAUUCUGUAGUGUGAAUGAGGAGUUCCGAACGACGUACCUGCAUAGGGAAGCUCACGACGGAGCAGAAGGUGCAGCGGACGAACUUGUUCAUCGAGGAUAACAGGUCACAGGUUCUGAUAGGCACGAAGCUGGUAUCACAGGGCCUGGAUGUGAGUGCUUUGAAGAUGGUGAUCAUCUUUGACUACGGACCAAAUAUAUCAGAGUACAUCCAGUGCGUGGGAAGGAUACGGACUGGCGGAGUUGCGGUUCACCUGCACGGUCGGAAGCGCAGUGGCUGUAUUACGCAAGAGAUGUGUGAUUAUUAUAAGUUGAAGUACGAAGGACACCAGGGCUGUUGUGCGGAUUUCUCGAGUGUGUCGAAAGAGACUCACGAGUUGUUUAGGCACGUAGUGCUUGGGCGGGACGAGUCGGAGGAAGUAGUGCUUGGGCGGGACGAGUCGGAGGAAGUAUUGCUAGGGCGGGACGAUUUGGAGAAGACAUUGGUGGGGCGGGACGAUUUGGAGAAGACAUUGGUGGGGCGGGGCGAUUUGGAAAAGACAUUGGUGGGGCAGGACGACCAAGGCCCUGUGUCUCCCAAGAGAACAUAUGCGGCCUCGACCCCCGAGCAUGCUCAUUCCAAGAGACAGAGUACCCAGAGUGGUGGACCGCAGGCUGAGUACAGUGAGCCUGCUUUCCAGGGUUCUUUGUUGAUGACGGCUGGUAUUUUGUCUGACAAUGUACCAGCAGCCCCAGGCCGCACUCUGUUCGGUGCCUCUGCGUCUAGCAAGAGAACGGCACUGUUCGCACAGAGUAACAAUGGUGGCAGCUGCCGAAUAAAAAGCUUGGUCAGUACCAGGAAUAAAGAGCCCCGGUCAAUGGCUGCGGAGAUAGAAAGGCUGUACCGCGGGCACCGGGACAUACUUCGAUAUAUGAAAGUGGAGGGCGAUAACCGGAUAGACCUGUUGAUGUACGGUCUGGACGACAGCUACUUUAACACGCUCGAUCUCUCCGCUCACAAGGGUCGGUGUUGGUGGUGUCUUGAAACGCAGGAGCUUUGCUGCUGCUGGUCGACAGGUCCACAGGGUAGUGAGGCGUCGUUGAGAUCUCUGGCCAAGGAAGCAUUGGUGCUGGUGAGGUGUAUGCUCGGCAUGACAGAGUAUGAGACCGAGGUGAGGUACUGCAAGGAUCGGGGGAUCCCAGGCUGGCUGAUCCGGUUUGCAGAUAGUUUGCAGAAGAAGGUGCUGGAAAAGCACGCGACGCUUUAUGCCAGCUAUCAUGGCUUACUGCGAAAGAGGCAGCAGUUGGAGAUGCCUUGUGAUGCACAGACAGCAGCAGCCAUGUACAGAGAGAUGUGGGGUAUGCUUGGUGGAAAAGACCUGAUAGUGUACUUCAGCACCGGAGAGAGAAGAGAAUGUCCGAGAGGAGGCUGCAACUAUGUAUGUUUGGAGACAGAAGUCAAAGACGGAAAGUGUCACUGGUGCGAGGAUACGACGAUCGGCCGGAGGCACUUGCUGGCUCAAAUGUCAAGCAAUGCGGAGAACAGACACAUUUACGACGAGCACCGGGAAGGGAAGUAUGCGAAUGUAUCGUGCUUCCAGUACAAACUGAUGCUGUUCGCGCUGUUCUACAACCGAAACUUUCGGAAAUUUGUUUGGAACACGAUGCCGGGCCUGUCGCAGGUUGACUUUCCGACGUAUUGGUACCGGUUGAUGGCCGUGACAGUGGAGUGUGACGGUGGGGUGUUGCCUCUGUCAGUUGUGGUAGGGGCAAUGUACUACGAAUGUAGUGUUAAGAGACAUGUGGGCUAG
This is a messenger RNA of Lachancea dasiensis, 4208 nucleotides long. The record is from the annotation of a GenBank genome assembly. Lineage: Eukaryota; Fungi; Ascomycota; Saccharomycetes; Saccharomycetales; Saccharomycetaceae.